AUGAUAAUCUGCCUGGAUCUGAUGAGUGAAGAAGUACCAGAAUGCGUCAUGACACCAGAACAGAAGCUCGACGCUAUCAAGCGAUCUCGAGCCAUCUGGAUGGAAAUUGUGAAUGACUGCAGGGACGCCAAGCGCGCCGUAAAAGUACUCACCGCAGUGCUCGAGAAGCUGUCUAAGAAGUUCAUGUCCAAUGGUAGUACAACGGCUGGCCCACCUGCUCCUCAAGCUUUUGCGCCUGUCCCGCCAGCCUUCACACGAACCAGCCAGAACAAUCAAAACGUUGACUCUUUGCGGAAUAAUACGUACUUCACUAACUGUGUUGGUCUGGGCGUGCCUGCCGAGGAGCCGGCCUCGAACAGCAAUACCCUGAUGCAAGACAACUUCCUAGACGUAUUCAGCAGCGAUUUGACCGCACCAACUGAUUUUGACUGGAAUGGCUGGGAUCAAUUCCUCGCAGGCCAGUUGCAGCACGAGGAUGUUGCUGGGCAACUUGACGCUCAAUAUAAUCAAGGAUUUAUACCUCCUGUGGACGUCAAAUGGAAUUUUGCUUCCUAUAUUGGUGCAAGGAACAAUAAUGUUUAG
Cadophora gregata is the source of this 582-nucleotide messenger RNA. RefSeq lists its product as uncharacterized. The record is from RefSeq and is a predicted model, not a curated record. The transcript has 2 exons. The coding region runs from base 1 to 582 and encodes 193 amino acids. Lineage: Eukaryota; Fungi; Ascomycota; Leotiomycetes; Helotiales; Ploettnerulaceae.